AUGGGAGACGUCGAGGUGGUGAAGAACGAGGCUAUGGAGAUUAUGGGACUCUUUCAGCUACUGCCUCGCCUUGUCGUCUUCGAUCUCGAUUACACUCUGUGGCCUUUCUACUGUGAAUGUCGGUCCAAACGUGAGACUCCGAGACUGUAUCCUCAUGCUAAGGGCAUUCUGUAUGCUCUCAAGGAAAAAGGUGUUGGUGUUGCUAUUGCAUCAAGAUCACCAACUCCCGAUAUAGCCAACUCCUUUCUCGAUAAGUUGGGGAUAAAAUCGAUGUUUGUUGCUCAGGAGAUAUUUUCCAGUUGGACGCACAAGACUGACCACUUUCAGCGAAUUCAAAGGAAGACGCAAAUCCCAUACAACGAGAUGCUCUUUUUUGAUGACGAGGAUCGCAACAUAGAAACAGUAUCUAAAAUGGGUGUUACAAGCAUCUUGGUUGGCAAUGGUGUGAAUCUAGGAGCUUUUAGACAGGGACUCUCCGAAUUUUCUCAAAAUCGAUCUUCUUUGGGAAAGAGCAAGCCAGGAAGGAAAAACGAGCCGAAAAAAUCAAGUUCUUCAGAGACAGAGGAGAGUUAA
Molecule: messenger RNA, 573 nt
Organism: Striga hermonthica
Lineage: Eukaryota; Viridiplantae; Streptophyta; Magnoliopsida; Lamiales; Orobanchaceae
Source: the annotation of a GenBank genome assembly